AUGAGAUCGUCGCCGUCCUUCGCGAGGAGCGGCUCCCAGCUCUCCAAUUACAGCCACUCCUUCGACCUCCCCGACGACAAUUACGAGGCUGGACCUGCAGGCAGCGACCGCGACGACCUCGACCUCGGCCACGGCGGAGCAAUGCUGCCGGUUUUCCUCGACGACCUCAGGAGAAACGGCGGCGGGAACCAGCAGCGGCGGGAGGAGGAGCUGGUGGAGGUGACGCUGGAGCUGGACAGCGACUCCAUCGUCGUCUGCAGCGUCACUCCUCCCUCCGCCGCCGCCACGCCGUCUUCCAAUCACCACUACGGCGGCGGGAGCGAGGACGGAGGACGCAGUAGUACGCAGGGGAACAAGAGCCUGUGGAGGAGCCUGUCGGCGACUUCGAGGAUCCGGCAGAAGUUCGCGUGGCUGAGGUCCGGAUCGUCGCGGACGGCGGCGUCGGAGACCGACGGGGUCGCCAUCACGGCGAGGGACGCGAGGAGGAUACGGGCGAACCUCCAGCGGACCAAGUCGAGCGCGGAGCGGGCGCUGAAGGGGCUGAGGUUCAUCAGCAAGGCGGGUGGCGCCGCCGAGGGUGGUGGCGGCGGCGGCGGCAUCGACGUGGACCAGCUGUGGCGGCGGGUCGAGUCCCGGUUCGACUCGCUGGCCCGGGACGGGUUCCUGGCCAGGGAGGACUUCGGGGAAUGCAUAGGGAUGGUGGAUUCGAAGGAAUUUGCGGUCAGUAUCUUCGAGACGUUGGCGAGGAGGAAAGGGGAGAAGAUGAGCAAGAUUGAUAAGGAAGAGCUGAGGGAGUUCUGGUUGCAGAUUACGGACCAGAGCUUCGACGCCCGCCUUCAACUUUUCUUCGACAUGGCAGAUAGCAACGACGAUGGAAGGAUCACAAGAGAAGAGGUCCAGGAGCUGAUAAUGCUGAGCGCGUCGGCUAACAAGCUGUCGAAACUGAAAGAGCAAGCUGAAGAGUAUGCGUCAUUGAUAAUGGAGGAGCUGGAUCCUGAAAAUCUUGGAUACAUUGAGUUAUGGCAGCUAGAAACACUUCUUCUGCGGAGAGACACGUACAUGAACUACAGCAGGCCACUGAGCACAACAAGCGUCAAUGGAUGGAGCCAGAACCUGACCACAUUCAGGCCGCACAACCUGGCCCGCAGGCUCACCUUCAAACUCAGGUGCCUCAUCCUGGAGAACUGGCAGCGAGGCUGGAUUCUGACCCUCUGGAUGACGGCAAUGGCCUGCCUCUUCGCUUGGAAGUUCUCCGUCUACAAAGACAAAGCCGCAUAUCAGGUGAUGGGCAACUGCCUCGCCACGGCCAAAGGCGCCGCCGAGACUCUCAAGCUCAACAUGGCUCUCAUCCUCUUCCCCGUCUGUCGAAACACCAUCACCUGGCUUCGCUCCACCAGGGCCAGGGCCGUCGUCCCUUUCGACGACAACAUCAACUUCCACAAGAUGAUUGCGAUUGCAAUAGCCGUCGGGGUCCUCGUUCACGGAGGCAGCCACUUAGGCUGCGACUUCCCUCGCCUGGCGAAUGCCUCGCCGGAGAAAUUCGACCUGAUAGCAUCCGAUUUCAAAGGCGAGAAGCCUACAUAUGGGGAUCUGUUGGCGAGCAUUGAAGGCGUGACAGGGAUCUCCAUGGUGCUGCUGCUGGCCAUUGCAUUCACCCUGGCGACCAGCCAGUUCAGGAGGAAUGUGGUGAGGCUGCCUCCACCUUUCAAUAGGCUGACAGGGUUCAACGCCUUCUGGUACUCGCAUCACCUUACUUGUAUCGUCUACAUUAUGCUCUUUGUCCAUGGAACCUUCCUCUACUUCGCCACCAAGUGGUACGAGAGAAAUGUAAGCUUUCCUUCUGCUGCUUCUUUUAGUAUCCACCUUCUCUGUAACUCUGUUAACAGUACUGAACAUGAUCUUCACCUGGCAACUGAGUACUUUGUGGUCGUCGGAUUGAUGUUGCAGACGUGGAUGUAUAUUUCGGCUCCACUGCUGUUGUAUGUGAUGGAGAGGAGCAUGCGUACCUGCAGAUCAGAGCAUUGCUCUACUAAGAUUCUAAGGGUAUCAGUUUUGCCAGGAGACGUUUUCAGCUUAACAAUGUCAAAACCACAGGGAUUCAAGUACAAGAGUGGGCAGUACAUGUUCCUUCAAUGCCCCGCCAUUUCUUCUUUCGAGUGGCAUCCGUUUUCGAUAACUUCGGCACCAGGAGACCCGUACUUGAGUGUCCAUAUCCGGAUAGUGGGUGACUGGACACAGGAGUUGAAGCGAGUUUUCACCGAGGUCAAUGACUCAUCGACCGUCAUUGGUCGAGCUAGAUUCGGCCACCUUGGGAGUGUGGAUCACAGAGGACAGCCAAAGCUCUAUCUGGAUGGUCCAUACGGGGCUCCGGCACAGGACUACAAGAACUAUGACGUUCUACUCCUUGUGGGAUUGGGGAUUGGGGCUACCCCUUUCAUCAGCAUCCUCAGGGAUCUGUUAAAUAACACCAGAACGACAGACUAUCAAACGGAUUCAAAUACAGAUACAAGUAUAUCAGAUAACAGUUCAAAUAGUUACGCAUCUUCGAGCGCCACAGCUGGGAGCAACGGUAAGAAGAAAACACAGAGAACCACCAAUGCUCACUUUUACUGGGUAACAAGAGAAUCAGGAUCUUUUGAAUGGUUUAAAGGAGUUAUGGAUGAAGUUGCAGAGAUGGAUCACAAAGUAAGUUCAGAAAAGACUUGUCAAUCAUCCAGACUGUUGUCAGUUUUCUAUGAUGAGUUUCUAACAUGGGGUUAUUUUAAAAUUAUCAAUGGAAAAAAGGGUCAAAUCGAGAUGCACAACUACUUGACAAGUGUAUAUGAGGAGGGAGAUGCAAGGUCAACUUUGAUCACCAUGGUUCAAGCUCUCAACCACGCUAAACAUGGAGUUGACAUCGUCUCUGGCACUAGGGUAAGGACACACUUUGCCAGGCCAAAUUGGAGAGAAGUUUUCACCAAAAUAGCUUCAAAGCAUCCCUUCGCCACAAUAGGGGUGUUCUACUGCGGGAUGCCUAUGUUGGCAAAGGAGCUAAAGAAGCUAUCACAAGAGAUGAAUCAUAAGACCACGACCAGAUUCGAGUUUCACAAGGAAUAUUUCUGAGACAAACAAGCAACAUCAUGGUUUCCAAAAUUGUUAACCCCUGUUGCCGGGAAAAAAAGGAAUUCUUUUCUUUUUGUAAUUAAUAAUUUAAAUAAUUUGGAAAGCGCGAUAUAAGAGAGAGAUAUAUAUGUAUACAUAUAAAUUGUUACCAGAGCUCACGAAAUGUAAAUCAAGUCACAUUCAGAACAGCUUUUUGCAAUGGUAUAAAGUAUAAUCUGAAGGAGAAAAAUGGUUACUUUGUUUGUAUAUAUGUGAGUACU
Molecule: messenger RNA, 3362 nt
Organism: Linum tenue
Lineage: Eukaryota; Viridiplantae; Streptophyta; Magnoliopsida; Malpighiales; Linaceae
Source: the annotation of a GenBank genome assembly